This is a messenger RNA of Tarenaya hassleriana, 1904 nucleotides long. RefSeq lists its product as uncharacterized. Gene Ontology annotation, cellular component: cytosol. The transcript has 17 exons. The coding region runs from base 162 to 1730 and encodes 522 amino acids. Gene Ontology annotation, biological process: proteasome assembly. Lineage: Eukaryota; Viridiplantae; Streptophyta; Magnoliopsida; Brassicales; Cleomaceae. The record is from RefSeq and is a predicted model, not a curated record.
GUCCUUGUUCAGGUCCGUCGUCUCCCCUUUUGUGACUCGUGUCGUCUUCCUCUCUCCGAAUUCAGCUUCAGCUUCAGUUUCAGUUUCUAGCAAAAGCGAGAGGAAAAUUAAAAACAAAACCCAGUAAGCAAAAGGAGAAGGAAAAAAACGAGAACCCAACAAUGGUUGAAGAAUACGCCAUGGAAGACGCGAACCAGUUGCUUGAUUCCGCUUCUGAUUUCGCUCACUACCCCGGUGUUCAGAACGAAUCCUCGGUUAGGGAAUUUCUCCAUCGUUUCCCUCUUCCCGUCAUUUUCAGUGCUUUGCAAACCAAAUCAGAUAUGCCUGGUUUGGAAAUGGCUCUGGUAGGUUGCUUAGAAAGGAUUUUCGAGACCAAAUAUGGCGCCUCUCUCAUCCCUCACUAUAUGGCUUUUGUGCAAGUUGGCCUCGGGGCAGAAUCUCCAGCAGUAAGAGCUUUGGCUUGUAAAACUGUCACUUGCCUCUUAGAGAAUUUCGACACAGAAGAUGUUUUGCCAAUUAAGCUUGUUAUUAACAAUGGCAUAUAUCCACUUUUGCUUGACUCUAUGAUCAACGGCGAUGAGCAAGUAGCACAUGCUGCAACUAACGCGAUCAAGAGCUUAGCACGUUUUCCAGAUGCAUUGUCCGUCAUUUUCCCAGCCGAUACCAAUGAUGCUACGCACCUUGGUCACCUAGCUGCUAGGUGUUCAUCACUGGGACGAGUCCGAGUUUUGUCCUUGAUUGUGAAGCUGUUCUCUGUUUCUCCAUCUGUAUCUUCACUGAUAAAGAACUCAAAGCUUCUUGAUUUACUGGAGGCAGAAAUCAAGAAUACAAAUGACACUCUUGUGAUCUUGAACGUUCUGGAACUCUACUUUGAGUUAGUAGAAAUCGAGCACAGCUCAGAGUUCUUGCCACGAAGUGCACUCACUCAGCUGUUAUGCUCCAUCAUCAGCUCUACAUCAAUGGGAUCAAUUCUAAAGUCAAGAGCAAUGAUGAUAAGUGGCAGGCUACUCUCAAAGGACAAUAUCUACAAUUUCAUGGACGAAGCUAGUGUUAAGGCAUUGAUUUCAACAGUUGAUUCUAGCGUGGAGUCAUUGGAUACAGAUGCUUAUGAAUCUGCCCUUGAAGCUCUUGGUCAAAUUGGAUCAACAACCAAAGGUGCUACUUUGCUCCUUUCAACUUCACCUCCUGCUGCAAGACAUGUUGUGGCUUCUGCAUUUGAUCGUCAUGCACACGGAAAACAGUUGGCUGCAUUACACGCGCUUGCAAACAUUGCGGGGGAAGCUCGGCCUCAGGACAUGAGAGUAGUUGAUGAUAAAGCGGAAGAAAGCCUUCGCCAUUUAAUAUAUGAUGUUGCAGCACAGAGCACAAAGCUGACACCUUCAGGCUUAUUUCUAUCAGUUCUACAACAAAGCUCAGAAAUUCGUUUGGGAGGUUAUAGAACAUUCACGGCACUGGUAGCUCGGCCGUGGUGCCUGGUGGAAAUCUUGUCCAAAGAAGAGAUAAUAAACACAGUGACAGACUCGACCACUGAAACUUCGAAAAUAGGCAUGGAAGCUAGGUAUAACUGUUGCAAGGCGAUUCUCGAGGCUUUCGUGUCCAGUAGAUUCAUAAACGAUCCUCUUCGUGCGAAAACCGUUGAAAAGUUGCAGGAAGCCGUGAGAAGUGGACCGUAUCUGUCUAAGAAUCAUAGAGAAGCUCGACCUGAAGUGAUGACAGCUGAAGGAUUUUGAUGUCUAACUAAGACAACAAAUCUGCCUUUAACCACUAAACUUAAAACUACUUCUCUUGUUCUUUGUUUCUUUCUUCUGUGUUUUUUGCUUAUAUUUCUUCAGGUUGUUAAAGCUAGCACACUGCCUAUGUUGGGAUUUUCGUAUGCUAUAAAAAAGGAUAUUUGUUUUCUUAAA